UAUUCUUCACAUUUAGAAAUGUGUAUUGAUGAGAGUAUUCCACCGGUCCUGCAGGAAAUUUUAUAUUCUGACUUUCUGAGCUGCUCCGGCUCGUCGUCCUCGAACGACUGGCACUCGCCAUCCCUUCUCUAAUUCUCCGGGCAGGGCCGAGUUACCUCUCUCCAUGGAUCAACCGCGGAGCACCAGAAUCAAACCAAGAGGAGCUCUAGACCCUUCAGCUUCAAGUGUUCCCCCAAGAACUCCUCUCGCCACCAGUUUCGUCGCCCUCUUCUUGGGUCCGAAUACCCGCUGCCCCAUUUUAAGCCCGUCGUUGUCGGGCUCCGGCAGCAAACGGUGCGUCGCCGCCAUGGUCAUCCCUUUCUUGAAAGGAAGUGCAUGGGAGCAACCACCUCCAGAUCUGCCAUCUUACCUAUACAAAAAUCGAAUUGUAUACUUGGGCAUCUCUCUCACCCCAUCUGUGACAGAGCUAAUCCUUGCGGAGUUUCUUUACCUUCAAUAUGAAGAUGCUGAGAAGCCAAUUCAUCUUUACAUUAAUUCCACUGGCACAACUAAGGGUGAUAAAAAACUGGGUUAUGAAACUGAGGCUUUUGCAAUUCAUGAUAUUAUGAGAUACGUUAAUCCACCUGUUUUCACACUUUGUGUUGGCAAUGCUUGGGGAGAAGUUGCUUUACUUUUGGCUGCUGGUGCUAGAGGACAUCGUGCUGCUUUACCAUCAUCUACAAUAAUGAUUAAGCAACCUGCUCGUAGGUAUUGUGGGCAAGCAACAGAUACUGAUCUUGCAAGAAUAGCAUUGAAUAAUGUGAAGGCCGAAUUGGUAAAUUUGACUGCAUUUUGUUAUUUUGUACCAUCUACUGUUGCAGUUGCUUGUGUUAUGAUUUCAAAUUUUGAGCUUAAGGUUAUAUUGAACAUCUGUAACAUUUCAUUGAGGAGACUUUGGACUAAUAUAUAUGACAACUGGUUAGUCUUUCCUGUUGCCCUGCUUCCUAGCUCAGAUUCAUAAACUGGUUACACUGGAGAAAAGAC
This is a messenger RNA of Elaeis guineensis (African oil palm), 1023 nucleotides long. NCBI's taxonomy places the organism in Eukaryota, Viridiplantae, Streptophyta, Magnoliopsida, Arecales, Arecaceae. The record is from RefSeq and is a predicted model, not a curated record.